AUGUCCGUCUCGACGGCGAACCCGGGCGACGAGAAGCGGUCGACGGAGCCGCCGGGCAUCUUGCGGGAUCCGGCCGUGACGCAGGCGCGCAAGUGGAACACGGAGAUCCCGAAUAUCUUGCCGCAUGAGAGGGUGUUCCCGAUUCAGAUUGGGAGUCAGUUGUUUAGGUUGAGCGGGGCGAGUAUAAGUUCGGAUGCACCCUCAUACUUCUCCCAGUUCUUCCGCUGCCAGCUGAAGCAGGCCGAGGAAAACGGCGAUGAUUCCAAUACCGUCCGCACCCUCUACAUCGAUCGCGAUCCCGUGACCUUUACGGAUAUCUCGUUGCAUCUACAGGGCUAUCAUGUUCAGCCUCGAGAUGGCAGUCAUUUCGUCAAGUUGUUCGCUGAUGCCCAAUUCUACUCCUUACCCCGGUUAAUCUCCCAGCUCUAUGAAGAGAGCAUCUUCAUCUCUAUUGGACACCGCGAUUUCCAGAUCCCCCGCGAGCUGUUCUCUGAUCCAGGAAAUAGCCCCAACUAUUUCUCUCUCGGCUUCGCCGUCUUCUUCAGCACACCGUCCGAGGUAUUUCCCGGCCUGGACCGCGAAGGACUCCUCCGUCCACCCUCCAUCUUACCACCAUCAGUCCCCAACCGGUCCGCCGACACCUUCAACGAGAUCCUCCAUCUUCUCCGCGGCUACCCUCUCCACAUCAGGGACGAAGACCACCGCGCCGAGCUCUUACGGGAUUGCCGAUAUUUCCACCUGAAAGGGCUCGAGCAAAAACUCAUCCGCCACCAGAUCUCCUUCAACCAGUCACGGCGCAAACACGAGAUCGCCAUCCGUCUCGAAGACGUGCGCCAAUCGGGUAUCUCCAUCGUCUGCGAGCCCUCCUCCUCCUCCUCCUCCACCUCCUCCUCUCCCAGCAGCACUUCCCAAGCCAGCAGCGGGCCCAUCGGCUGGGUAAACUACGCGCGACCCUUCGUCGACGAGAAGCCUCACGAGCUCGUUCUCGAGAUCGGCGACGAAGCAUCCCAUCUGCACCUGUCCACCAUGCGCGCCGAGUUCUUCGGCGACGCCAAGACGCGCAUCUCGCGGCUUCUAGAAGUCAUCGCUACGAAGCUGAACCUCUCGACAUCGCAACCUCUCGGUCUCCUGAUGAAGAGCGGCGGCGGCGCUACCAGCGCGCCCGCUAGUCCGGGAAACAGCGCGCUUAGCGAGGACCAUAUACGAGUCGUUCUUGACACGGAUGCUUAUGUGUUGCUCGAUGGGAAGGAAUGGCGACGGCGAAGAGAGUCGGAUGCAGUAGAAGAUCCGGACCAGCAGCCGAUGAAGAAGAGACAGCGUGUGAAUGAUGAUGUUGAUGUUGAUGAUGAUGAUGCGGGCUCUUGGAUCAUCCGCACGGGCCAAUGGAGAUUAAGAGUGCAAAUGGCCAGGAGUCGUGGGAGGCCUCCUCAUCCUCCCCCUCCUCCUGGGGUCGAGUGCGUGUUGGUAGCGGUGAAAUUGGAUGCGCUGUCGGGAGAACGGGCGAGGAACGCGAGGAGGAUGUUUUUGGCUGGGUAG
Messenger RNA from Amorphotheca resinae ATCC 22711, 1536 nucleotides. RefSeq lists its product as hypothetical. The transcript is spliced from 3 exons. The record is from RefSeq and is a predicted model, not a curated record. Bases 1 to 1536 code for a protein of 511 amino acids. NCBI's taxonomy places the organism in Eukaryota, Fungi, Ascomycota, Leotiomycetes, Helotiales, Amorphothecaceae.